Gadus morhua (Atlantic cod) is the source of this 663-nucleotide messenger RNA. It is a transcript of the gene mrpl41, whose product is annotated as mitochondrial ribosomal protein L41. The coding region runs from base 150 to 557 and encodes 135 amino acids. The record is from RefSeq and is a predicted model, not a curated record. The transcript has 2 exons. NCBI's taxonomy places the organism in Eukaryota, Metazoa, Chordata, Actinopteri, Gadiformes, Gadidae. Gene Ontology annotation, cellular component: mitochondrial large ribosomal subunit. Gene Ontology annotation, biological process: translation. Gene Ontology annotation, molecular function: structural constituent of ribosome.
UCCGUGGUUCACAAUAAGUAAGCGACAAUCCUAUUGGUUUAGAAGGACACAUUUCAGCCAAUCAUUGUGUGUGUUGUUCCGGGGUUAGCUGCUGUCAAGUCGUGCUCAAGGGUCCGCUUGUAUAACAAGGUGACCCACCCUUAGGCGAGAUGGGUGUCCUAUCGACCCUGGCAAGAGGGCUGCUCAGAGGCGCUGACCGGAUGGCUGAAUUCACCAGCAAGAAGGGCGCCAGGACACACAACAAGGGCCGGACCGCCCGGCCCACCGGCCUCCGGCUGUCCAGCUCCAAGUUCGUCGCCGUGAAGGCCAUGAUCCCGGAGUUCGUGGUGCCCAACCUGGAGGGGUUCAAGCUGAAGCCCUACGUGUCGUACCGCACACCCGGGGGAACCGAGGCUGCCCCGACGGCAGAGAGCCUCUUUGCAGAGGUUGUCGCACCGCAGAUUAAAAGUGACUUUGAGAAGGGCAGCUUCAGCAUGGACCAGUUGGAGAAGUAUGGGUUCGAACCCUCACAGGAUUCAAAGCUAUUCAAGCUGUUCCCUAAAAACUCUGUACGUUAAGUUGUGCGUCCCAUUUUGUUCAGUAUUAAGGAACUUUUUUUUUCUCAAGUUGUACACCAUCCAUUAUCGUUAUUUUUGUACCCAAAUAAAUUGAGUGCAAAAGUCA